GUACAGCUUGGACAGUUAUACGAUAUAGCGGACGACAAUCGUCUCUAUACGCAUGUGAUAAAGCACUGGUCGAUUUACUGUAACAGCUGUUCGAAUUCUGCAGCCGAGCAGCCGGUCGAUGAGUCGGGCUUUUAUGACACGGCAUUGCCAUAGCAGUCGUCUCCCUCUAUUUGUGCUAUGCUUAACAUAAACUCGAGAACAAAGGGUCUCGAGGCUUGCAUACGGGGCAGUGAGGAAGGGACAACGAUGGCAAGUGAUGAUGAGAUAGCAGCCUUUCGUGCUAGGAAGGUUGCUCUAAUCACUGGAAUCUCCGGACAGGAUGGUUCCUAUCUGGCCGAAUUGUUGCUUUCGAAGGGAUAUGCCGUCCAUGGCAUCAUUCGCAGGUCCUCUUCGUUCAACACCGCUCGAAUAGAACAUCUCUACAGCAAUCCCGUUACGCACAGAGGUGAUUCAUCGUUUGCAUUGCACUAUGGUGACAUGACCGAUUCGUCAUGUCUUAUCAAACUGAUCACAAAAAUUCAGCCAACGGAAGUCUAUCACCUCGCUGCUCAAUCUCAUGUCAAGGUGUCUUUCGACCUGCCGGAAUACACCGCUGAAGUUGAUGCCGUAGGGACGUUGAGGUUAUUAGAUGCGAUACACGCUUGCGGUCUCACUGAAAAGGUGCGCUUCUACCAAGCCUCUACAUCUGAGCUGUUUGGUAAAGUGCAAGAGGUGCCCCAGAGAGAAACCACACCAUUCUAUCCACGCUCACCUUACGCUGUUGCUAAGAUGUAUGCCUACUGGAUUGUUGUGAAUUAUCGUGAAGCUUACAACAUGUUUGCCUGCAAUGGAAUACUUUUUAACCAUGAGAGUCCUAGGAGAGGAGAAACGUUUGUAACACGUAAAAUUACUCGAUCUGUUGCAAAAAUCAGCCUGGGACAACAAGGUUGCGUCGAACUUGGUAACCUCGAUUCACUUCGCGACUGGGGUCAUGCUAAGGAAUACGUGGAAGCUAUGUGGCGAAUUCUCCAGCAUGACAAACCUGAUGAUUUCGUGAUUGCAACAGGAAGGCAAACAACUGUUAGAGACUUUUGUAACCUCGCUUUCAAAGAGAUAGGAAUGGAGCUUGAAUGGGAAGGUAAAGGUGUCGAAGAGGUAGGAAAGGAGAAAGGUACCGGUACCGUUCGGGUCAAAGUAAACCCCAAGUACUAUCGUCCAACCGAGGUGGAAACUUUGCUCGGUGACCCAACCAAAGCGAAGAAAGAGUUAGGAUGGGAGGCAAAGAUUACUAUAGACAAACUUGUCAAAGAAAUGGUUGCAUCUGACAUUGCACUGAUGACUGCUAACCCUAUGGCCCAUUUGCGGUUGAACUCGUCUGUCAGCUGGAAAUUUCUCGCCGUGCUACGUGAAGUAGCAACACAAUCGAUCAGGGAUAGUCAGAAGUCAAUGCCUGUCAUGAAUUACGCGAUUGGAGACAUGGUAAGAUGUAUAUGGGGUACAAAACUCGUGGAAUACCAAGCAAGGAUCAUGGACGUCAACCGGGUAUCGGGUGAAUACUAUGUGCAUUACAAAGGAUGGAAUAAGCGUUACGAUGAAUGGGUCACCGAAAAAUGUAUAAUUGGUCCGUGGAAACAAGAGCAGGAUAUACCGCCUUCAACUAGUGAAGUUCCGAAUGUUCGCCACUCCAAGAGAGAGAAGAAGAGAAAGAAGCCCGUCGACUGGUCUCCGUCUCAUAACGUCCCUGCGCGAAAUGAGCAGAAACCAGUGCGCAAAAAGAUUUCCCAGGCCCCUUCGUUGAGAUCAAAGCGAUCGCCAUCAGUCAAGAACAGCAAGCAGGCUUCGGUAAUUUCGUCAAUUUUAGAGGACACUAGUGACGAAAGUAUGACUAGCGACGAAGAGGUUGAUCCCUCAACACCUCGCUCGUACAUUGAUCUGAUGGCCAGAGCGAAAAAGAGAGCUGAAAGAAAACGUGAAAGAAAUGAAUCUCCUCAAGCAAAUGCAUAUGGGCUCAACUGCAGGCCUUCUCAAAUAAAGACGCAUUCAAACGGAAGCUGCGCAACAAGUCGUUUCACUGCUGCUAUGGUUGCUAACAAACAUUCCGAUGCGUGCACAUCGUUUCCAACCGUGUCCAGUACAUGUAUGGAAUGCCAAAAUUUUGCUGAAAUAGGUACUGACUACAACUACUCGAGCCUUCGCUUUCAGUACAAGGCAAGCCCAUCCAGCACAUCACGAAAAGGACAGAGCACUGCAGUUAGUAACUUGAAGCGUAUCCUUCCUUCCCGAAAGCCACUGAACUUUCAACAAAGACUACCUCUACCAAAAUUUGUACGUAACUACAUACCUCAGCCAAAAUCCAAGCUUGGUACUCGUCAACUUGUCGACCAACCUCCAAAUCUAGGCUCUCCAUACGAAUACAAUGAUGAAUAUCACUUGGCGGUGAGCUCAGCGAAGAUGGAUUCUGAGACGAUAAUCUCAACCUCUUCAGAAUUUUCGCGUCAAGAAGAAAGUGACAGUAGAACUACUAGUUCAUCAUCUGAUCCCGACGAUGCGACAUCCAGUCUCGUGUCGCUGAUCACCAAUGCUGAUUCUGCUUCGACAGUGACGAUCAUGACAUAGUUGUAUAACUCAGUAAAAUCAAGUCUGCGAUCGAAGAGCCGGUGUGUCCACGAGGUAUUCAUUGUUUUGUAAUUGAAACAGCGUUUCUGUACAAAUUGAUUUGGUUAGCAUCUUAUUGCGUCAUAUGUACAAGCUUUCAUCUCAAUCACCUUUUGUACAAAAAAUCAUCUGCUGCAUCUGCCCACUUGAAAAUCUCACGACUUUUUUGCUUGUUUCGUUCUACCUUCUCUGUAGGUUCUUAAUUCCAUCUUCGGUGCGUGCGAUACAUCUUUUCGUUAGUUUGCUGAUUGCUGUCUCCUUAUAUGUGAACUAGAAACUUGGAAGACAGUGUAGUUGCAUGCAGUUUUAUUUGCAUUCAAAUUUGUGUCUUUCUAGGUACGGAUGUGUAAUACGGUUAUCACACCUAUGAAUUCCUCAUAUGCAAUGUUUUUUUUCUAUUUCCAAAUGUGAAGUUUCUCUUGUUCUGUAU
Molecule: messenger RNA, 3064 nt
Organism: Cylicocyclus nassatus
Lineage: Eukaryota; Metazoa; Nematoda; Chromadorea; Rhabditida; Strongylidae
Source: the annotation of a GenBank genome assembly